UUUGUCCAAAAGAAAAAAAAAUUGUAUGUGGGAGUAAAUAAAGAUUAAUUCAUUUCCUUUCAUCACUCACUUGCCACUCAAGCAAAUAACUUCCCGUCAUCUCCAAUUUCUCAUCUCUCAGACUCGCAGUCGCCGCACAACCAGUACCCCUGCAUCACCGCACCGCCACACCACCGCGCGACGUUCUCCAACCCUCCGUCCACUCCUUUCGUAGUCGCACUUCGCACUAUCCUCCUCUCUCCAUCCAGUCUCUGUCCUCUCUCAGUCUCUCCUACGCACCUUUUCAUUUAUACAGCAGGUUUCAGAAUUGCCAAGGAACUGCAAAAGGGGGUUAAACGGAUUGCCAGAGAUGAUAUUAACAUCUCUGAUAAAGACCAGGAAAUGAACCACUCAAGUGAGUCUCUAUUUAAUGUCAAGGAACUUGAUGAUAAAGAGCAGCAAUGUGCACCACCAAUUUCACCAGAAUGUACCCUGCCACAGGAUAUUUCAUCUGAGAAACUUUUAUAUGGAUCCUUAAAUUUUCGCGAACAUUGUGAAGAUUUAACUUCAAAAUCCACUUCUGAUGUUCAUGGUCAGGUCAUGAAUUCAACUGGUGAUGCUGAAUGCUUCUUGCUCAACCAUAUAGAGAAAAAUGAUUCUCCGCUUGCUGAUAAUUUAAGUGCACCUUGUGCUGCUGUAGCUGUUGAAGCCAAUAAUUCAAAGAUGUGCUCUGAACUUAUCAAGGGUGGCAGCCCAAUUAGGCUUCUUCAAGACUAUGCUUCCGAUGACUGCUCAGAAGAUGAUCAACUCUUGCAUGAACACAAUAAAUCCUUGCCAUCAUUUAUAGAAGGCGCUUCAAUUCAUAGUAAAGAUACUAGUAGUUGUCUGGAGAAAGAAAUGGGUCCAAAGAGCCAGCAAUGCAUUGGAGAAAAUGAAAAGGGGUCUGGACACCUAUCUGAAUCCAGCCUGUCCCAUAAGGCUGCAGAUUGUUCCCAAGAUUUGCAAGGAGAGGUAAAGGAUGCUGAUAUGGUAUAUAUCACAACUGGAAGAGCUGAUGGAUGGAUAGAUAACGACCCUGGAAGCAAAAGGCCUGCUACAGAUGCUACUUCUUGUGUAGAUUUUCAGAGGAAAGCUAUCUUGGAUGUUGCAGAUGGUCAUGUUAUUUCUAAGAGGGCUAAGAAUAAAGAAAAUGAGGAGAAAAAGGAAAAGCUUGAAUCAGCUUCUUUGAAAGUGGAUGAGUUUGGGAGAUUAUUUAGAGAAAGUUCCAGUGAUAGUAACUCGGAUUCAGCCUAUCCUAACAGGCACAGUAGAAGAGGAAAGAGAGGCAGAAGUCGGAGUCAUAGUCGAUCACCUCUAGAUAAGAGGACAAGGAGGAGUUCAUGGCGGAGAAAAGAGAAACGAAGUCGAUCACGCAGCUGGUCUCCUAGGAAGCGAAGAAGCAGGAGCCGAUCUCCCCCAUAUAGGCGUGCCAGUGAACUCAUUGGGGAGAAAUUGAGAUCAGACAGGGGUCGCAUUCCAGAUUGCUUUGAUUUCCUCCGGGGCAGGUGCAAUCGAGGAGCAUCCUGUCGAUACAUGCAUCCUGGAGUGGACAAAAGUGACAGUUCAAGACGCAAUAGGAGCAAUCAAAAGAAUCUAGAAGUUUCAUCCAAUACAAAGAAGUAUAAGAGAGAUGACAAAACUAAGAAGUUCCUUGCAGAACGAGUCAGCAAUGAAGCCCAAAUUCAAGAGGAGCAAGACGGAAAAGUUGAUGGGAAAAGGAAAGACAUUCGUAUGGACUCUCAAUCUAUUACUUUGGAUCACAAUGAUCAUUUGAUUAGUUCUGGUAUGGUUAAAUGUUGUAGCCCAGGCAAGGUAGCUGGAACACUGUUGGAGAAGCAAAUAAUUCAAGAAAACUCAGCUGAGCCAAACCCACAGAUCCUUGAUCAUAGAACAUUUAUGGAGUCUCACCAGCAAUCGUCAGUUGAAAUUCUUCCCUCCCAAUUUGUUAGUGGUACUAACAUUUUGAAUCCAUGUGAUGAUACUUCCCAGGACGUGGUACCUUUGGUGAAAACCUUUAUCCACCAGUCCCAUAGCAGUGCUUCAGUUGCAGAAGUUCAAAAUAAUGAUUACCCAUCUCUUCAAAUGGAUGAUUCAUUUGUGUUUGAUGCAUCACCAACCCAUGCAUCCUCAAUUUCUCCAAAGAAGUUAUCUAACAGUGAUUUAUUUCCAAUUAAAGUCCUACCAACUCAGUCAUUGCCCACUGCAAUUUCAUGUCAAGCACAUUUGUCUGAACCCGCAACCUUUCCAUAUCCUGCUCCUAAAGUGUUAUCUUCUUCUAACUAUUCUGGUCCACCUAAUCAACACCAGUCCUCUCAGCAACCCCUUCUCCCUCCCCCUUCUCUUCCUCCCCUUCCCCUUCCCCCUCCCCCUCCCCCUCCCCCUUCUCUUCCUCCUCCUCCACCCCUUUCUCCCUCUUCUCUUACCCUUCCCCCUCCACCACCCACACCCCCUCCCCCUCCCCCACCUCCCUUUUCUCUUCCUCCCCCUCCUCCUUCUCUUCCCCCUCCCCCUCUGCCACCACCACCUACACAAAGUGUCAAUGCUCUUCAUAUGCCACACUUGCCUAUGGAUUACAACUUGACGCCACAAGUUGCAUCUUAUGCAUUGCAAUCUGCUCAUGUAAGAAAUCCUCAUACAUAUCAUCAGGCUUCCUUGGCCAACCAACAUCCACCAUUUUCAAUUCCACAAAGUUCCUCUUGGACCUCCUUGCCACCACCAACUCCUCGGCCAUCCUAUGAUAUGCACUUCAGUACAGCAUUUGCAACACCUGGUGUCUCUUCUCAGUUUCAGCACAAUCAUUUUCCUCCACGGAACAAUUUUGGUUCUCAAAUGUCAGUUAUGCCUUACCCUUCUGAAUUCUGUUCCAAUUCUCAGGUCAGUAGUGAGUUUGUGCACCAAGUUUACCCUUCAAUGCAGGAGCUUCAUCAACCUAAAGUUGAAACUAAUGCUUCAGUCAACCCAAUAAGUUCAUUUGGAGUGUCUAGUCUUUUGAGAGAGGAGUCCAUUACACAUCAAGAUUUGAGUACUUCUUCAAGUCAUGGAACCUUGCACCAGAAACCCUUGCUUUCUUCACAGGAAUCUUUUGUGAAUAAAGUGCUGCCAUUUUCUGGUGAUCUUUGCUUAGGCGAACCUUCAAAGUCAACUUCCCAAAUUCAUUCUUUUCCACACCAGCAACAGGCUGCCAGCCAUUUGCAAUACCCUCUUGGGGAUAGUAAAGCGGGCUCUCAGUCCCAGUUUCCAUCGGAUCUCCUGGACAGGAAAAGAUCAUCUAGUGAUCCUGAUUUUGGGGUCUCCAGAAUUUCUGCACACUAUAACCCUUAUGCAUCAACUUUUGAUCAGCCAUUGAGCUCCAAAUUUAGCUCUAGUGUUUUCAGUCGCGAUAAGGGUGCACUCUGUGGUAAUCAAUAUGAUACUUCCAGUUUAGGCAAGGUCACAGUUGAUGGUAAAGUAACUUCCUCACCAAGUUCUGUGAGAGUUAGUGGACAGAUUUUUCCUAGGGCUGGUGGUGACCAGUAUGAUCCACUUUUUGACAGUGUUGAGCCAUCACCUAAAGCUAAAAGAAAAGCUCGUCGAAGGUGGGAACCUGCAAUUGAUUCUGACCCCAUGGAAAAGCACAGUGGUUCCCAAAAGCCAUUGGAUUCAGAAGAGAACAACAAAAAUGAAAUUGCAGCUGUUGCUUCAACCUCAUCUGUGGAUGAUGAGUUUGGUGAGACGGCUGAUGCAGAGGUGGGUGCUUUUGAGGACGAGAGUCCUAGUGAUCCUGUUGGUGUGGCUACUGCAGGAGAGAUAGAGACUGAGAUGAAAACUUCAGGGAAGAAAACGAAGAAGGAUUCCAAAUCAUCAAAGCCUUUCAAGAUUGCCAUUGCUGACUUUGUGAAGGAUGUUCUGAAGCCUUCAUGGAGGCAGGGCAAUAUGAGCAAGGAGGCCUUCAAGACCAUUGUCAAGAAGACUGUUGAUAAGGUGUCUGGGGCCAUGAAGGGCCACCAGAUACCCAAGUCUCAGGCAAAGAUAGAUCAUUAUAUCAAUUCAUCACAGCGUAAAUUGACGAAACUUGUCAUGGGUUAUGUCGAUAAGUAUGUCAAAGUGUAAGACUAAUGAUCACAAUGAAUCCAGCGUGCAAUCUUUGAAGAUUUUGAACAAGUAUGUUGUUUCUUCAUCAUUAGAUAUCUUUUUCUAUGCUGGUGGAGCAUUAGAGAUUGAUUUGUAUCAUCUGAAAUUUUUUAAGUUGAUAACUUUGUCAAUAUUUUGUAAAGUUUUGUAUGUGCAACUAGGAGAUUUUUAGGUCUUGGGAAUGUACAAUGACAAAAUAGUUGUGUAGCAUUACCAACUCAGUAGGAUACCGUUUUUGAACAUGGGUAUCUGUUUUUUUUGUUCACCUUUGGGCAAGUCACUUUACUCUUGUAGUAAAUUGUAGCUGUCAAUUUGAAAUGACGUAGUUAUAGUUCCUUUCUUCGUA
Messenger RNA from Humulus lupulus (European hop), 4474 nucleotides. RefSeq lists its product as uncharacterized. NCBI's taxonomy places the organism in Eukaryota, Viridiplantae, Streptophyta, Magnoliopsida, Rosales, Cannabaceae. The record is from RefSeq and is a predicted model, not a curated record. Bases 382 to 4107 code for a protein of 1241 amino acids. The transcript is spliced from 5 exons. Gene Ontology annotation, molecular function: metal ion binding.